Olea europaea var. sylvestris is the source of this 6541-nucleotide messenger RNA. RefSeq names its product pentatricopeptide repeat-containing protein At4g13650. Gene Ontology annotation, biological process: RNA modification. Gene Ontology annotation, molecular function: RNA binding; zinc ion binding; protein binding. NCBI's taxonomy places the organism in Eukaryota, Viridiplantae, Streptophyta, Magnoliopsida, Lamiales, Oleaceae. Bases 945 to 4178 code for a protein of 1077 amino acids. The transcript has 13 exons. The record is from RefSeq and is a predicted model, not a curated record.
AUGAAAAUAAACUAGCAGUUGACAACCGCUAGUAUUAUAACAUUAGGCCCAUUGGCCACUGCCCAAAAUCAAAAACCCUGUAAAUGUAAUCAGAUUUGGUUGGUUCAUGAGAAUUGAUUUGAAUUUCCAGUUUCCUCCCAAUUUCUCCCCUUUCUCUAAUUCUCUCUGCACCGCCGUCGCCGUGGACUUGCUCAGUUGUUUGUGACCUGUUGUGCAGCCGACUGCCGCUAACUUCCUCCGCGAGAGUUUGUCUUUCUUGAAUCAUCUGCAAACUUCUCCUUGCGAUUCUUCUCAUUUCUUGAAUCAAUCACGUCAUCAGCUAACUUCACCACACAAGAAGGUGGAUCUUGAAUUUCAGAACCCUAUCAGUACUGUCCAAAGCGGCAUCAUUUGCAACAUCAUUAGAAGGCGAAUCUUGAAUGAUUGCUGUUUACAGGGUUUCUGUGUCCACCUUUGAAUCUUGUUCAUGACCAGAAAAGAAGCACUUCAACUUCUUUAGCAGUAAAACAAUGCCGUUCAGGGAAGGGAGAAAUUCUUGGGAUUAACCUGGAGAAGUAAUCAUUUUGAGGGUAUGGGCAGAAUCAGAAGUCUCAGCCAUGAGAGAAUAGCGUACUGAUUUCAAAGCUGAGAGAGAAAAGAGGAGAAUAGAAAGAGAGAUUUCACCGUUGAGGGGCUUAAUUGCUGAUGUGGCGGUGAGUUGGUACUUAAUUUACCAUUUGAAGUGAUUUAACUGGUCACAUCAUUUCUCCGGCAUCCACUAAAGCACAUAUAUUAACGGAUUCCAUUCGGUGAGUGAUUGAGGGGGAUGGAGCAACGUCAGUAGCCAAUGGGACUAUUCAUGAAGUUUGGUGAGUAAGUCCUGAUAUGGUGUAAAGUUCAGUGGCCAUUGAAUUAUUUAACUUUCCUCCGUUCAUCCCCCUCCCUUCACCUCGCCGCUCCCUCUCAUGUGCGUCUGCACAGCACAAACCAUAUUGAGACUAUAUGGAUCCUCAUCGAACUUCUUGUUACAUCGAUUUUCGCUUAAAACUUUGCCAAAAUUCAUAUACAAGUGGGGUCAAGGCUUUGAAGCUCCCAUUUUGAAGUUUGCUGCUUUUAGCAGCAUUGCUGCCUCUAGAGUUUUUGAUGCAAUUCCAGCUGCAGAGAAUUUACAAAAGAUAUUAGCAAUAAGUUCUGGAACUAAGAAAACUUGUAUUUUCCAGUCCAACAGUCUGCGAGAAAUUUCCCUAAGUUCUGGGACUGACCACUUAAAGAUUAUCGAUGAAUGUCUCCAAUUGGUAUCAUUACAAGAUGCCAAGAAGUUUAAGGCAAAAAUUUUGAAACUUGGAUUACAGGAGGAUAACAGAAUUUUUAAUGAAUUGGUCGAAGUUUAUACAGAUGCUGGAAAAAUAGAUCCGGGAUUACAAAUUUUGGAUGAUUUUGCAGCCAGCAGCAAUUUAUCUUCCUGGAAUCAAUUGAUAUUUUUAUUUAUUAGGAAAAAAAUGUAUAAUCAAGUAUUUAGUCUAUUUUCAUGGAUGUUUAGCAAAGGUGUUACCCCAGAUGAGAGCGCUGUUGCUACUGUCUUUCAGGUGUGCUCCGGUGGUAGAGAUGGUUUUCACUUUGUGCGGCAAAUUCAUGCUAAAUUUAUCCAUCUUGGCUUGAGCAAAAGCCCACUUAUCUGUAAUCCUCUGAUUGAUUUGUAUUCAAAGAAUGGAUUUGUAGAUUAUGCCAUGCAAAUUUUUGAAAAAAUGCACACGAGGGAUAGUGUUUCUUGGGUUGCCAUUAUAUCGGGCUUCUCUCGUAAUUCUCGCGAAUUAGAAGGUAUUCUUCUUUAUAGUGAGAUGCGUAAAUCAGGAGUAUUCCCUACUCCAUACGUCUUUUCAAGCAUUAUAAGUGCCUGCACCAAAAUAGAGUUGUUUGGACUUGGAGAACAACUACAUUGUCUAAUAAUCAAGUGGGGAUUUUCGUCCGAACUUUUUGUGUGCAAUGCUCUUCUCACACUUUAUUCUCGAUAUGGGAAUUUGACAUCGGCUGAGCUGAUUUUCAGUGAAAUGCAGUGCAAGGAUAAAGUCUCUUACAACACAUUAAUUUCUGGACUUGCAAUGCAAGGAUCAAGUCAUAAAUCUCUUCAUUUGUUUGAGAAAAUGCAGAGUGAGUGCUUGAAGCCUGAUAGUGUCACAGUUGCAAGCCUCUUGAGUGCUUGUACAUCAUUCGGGGCUCUUCAUAAGGGAACACAGCUGCACUCCUAUGCAAUCAAGGCAGGAAUGUGUUCUGAUAUAAUUAUUGAGGGCUCUCUACUUGAUCUUUAUGUAAAAUGUUCUGAUGUUAAGACAUCACGUGAAUUUUUCCUUUCAACACAGAUGGAUAAUGUGGUCUUAUGGAAUGUGAUGCUAGUGGCCUAUGGGCAGAUGGGUGAUCUCCAUGAGUCUUUCCAUGUUUUCUCCCAGAUGCUGAUUAGGGGGCUAGAGCCUAAUCAGUAUACAUAUCCGAGUAUCCUAAGGACCUGUACUUCCGUUGGAGCACUGUAUCUAGGAGAACAAUUACAUAAUCAAGUCAUAAAAACUGGUUUUCAUUCAAAUGUGUAUGUUGGUAGUGUGCUUAUAGACAUGUAUGCCAAACAUGGAAAAUUGGACAGUGCCAUGAAAAUUUUCAGACGUCUUGAUGAGGAAGAUGUUGUCUCUUGGACAGCCAUGUUAUCUGGAUAUGCUCAACAUGACUUGUUUAUGGAAGCUCUUAAAAUGUUUCAAGAGAUGCAAGACCACAGAAUUCGAUCAGAUAAUAUAGGAUUGGCAAGUGCAAUCAGUGCAUGUGCUGGAAUUCAAGCUUUUAAUCAAGGUCGACAAAUUCAUGCUCAAUCAAUUGUCUCUGGAUACUCUCUUGAUCUUUCAGUUGGCAAUGCACUUGUCACUUUUUAUUCUAAAUGUGGUAAUAUGCAGUACACGUACUCGGCAUUUGACAAAAUUUAUGCUAAAGAUGACAUUUCAUGGAAUGGAUUGAUAUCUGGUCUUGCCCAGAGCGGACAGUAUGAGGAAGCACUGAAGGUGUUUUGUAGAAUGAUUCAAGGUGGCAAAGAAGCUAAUGUGUACACCUAUGGGUCUGUUAUUAGUGCAUCUGCUAAUACAACAAAUAUAAAACAAGGUAAACAAAUUCAUGCCAGAAUAAUAAACACAGGGUAUGACACUGAGAUAGAAGUCAGCAAUGCAUUGAUCACCUUGUAUGCAAAAUGUGGAAGCCUUGACAAUGCUUGGAGGGUGUUCUUUGAAAUGCCUCUAAAAAAUGAGGUUUCCUGGAAUGCUAUGAUAACAGGCUACUCUCAACAUGGAUAUGGCAGUAAAGCUAUAGAACUCUUUGAGGACAUGAAAAAGAUGAGAGUGAUGCCAACCCAUAUAACCUAUGUAGGGGUUUUGACAGCCUGUAGCCAUGUGGGAUUGGUGGAGGAGGGGUUUACCUACUUCAAGUCUAUGAAAGAAGAGCAUGGCUUAGUACCAAAACCAGAACAUUAUGCUUGUGUUGUUGAUAUUCUUGGACGGGCUGGUCAAGUGCGUCGUGCAAGAGAAUUUGUGGAUUCUAUGCCAACUGACCCAGAUGCAAUGGUCUGGAGGACCCUCUUAAGUGCUUGCACAGUUCACAAGAACAUGGAAAUAGGGGAAUUCGCAGCCAAAAAUCUUUUAAAACUAGAACCUAAAGACUCGGCUACAUAUGUUCUUUUGUCAAACAUGUAUGCUAAUGCUGGUAAAUGGGGUGGUCGGGAUUGUACAAGGCAGCUCAUGAAAUAUAGAGGAGUGAAGAAAGAGCCUGGUCGUAGCUGGAUUGAAGUAAAGAAUUCAAUUCAUGCAUUUUUUGUUGGCGAUCAUCUUCAUCCUCUAGCAGAUCAGAUAUACGAGUUUUUAGAGGAUCUGACCAAGCAGGCAGUGGCGAUCGGUUAUGUACAAGACUCUUCUAGCCUUUGGAAUGACUUAGAGCUAGGGCAGAAGGACCCAACUGCGCAUGUUCACAGUGAGAAGUUAGCUAUAGCAUUUGGACUUCUGACCUUGCCCAACAUAAUUCCUUUGCGAGUGAUGAAGAAUCUGCGUGUCUGUAAGGAUUGCCACAAUUGGAUUAAGUUUGUAUCUAAAAUUUUUACUCGAACUAUUGUUGUAAGGGAUGCAUACCGCUUCCAUCAUUUCAAAGAUGGUGACUGUUCCUGCAGAGAUUACUGGUAACUUGAGCACAGAGAAGGAAGAUAAGGUUGCUUUUUACUCACUGGGAACUGUUUCAACUCGACUAUUUGCACUUCAAAAAUUUUGAACAGUUAGUAGAGGGCGCUCACGUUUCCAGCACCACCUGCAAUUAGGCCCCGAGUUCCCGACGGUGUCGUGUAGUCACCUCUUAGUUCAGUGCAAUUGGUAUCUCCGUAGUCACCGUCGCAGUUUUUCGCUUUCGGCGCCAUCUGAAGGUUCGCCAUCACCCGUGCUUGGGUCCCAAAUUUCCGCCGUCUAGCCUUGGGUUUUGGUUGGAGAAGUCUUCUCUCGUCGCCUGGAGUUCCUUCUUAGCCGUCGCUGGGAGUUACAUCUUUUCAUCGUGAAUUUCUCCUUCGUGUGUCUGAGCUUAGUUGAAGCCAGUACUUCAUUUCGUAAAUCCACAACAUAAGAUAGUCCUAUAGUUUGAAACUGUGGCAUGGUUCUGUAACCUUCAAAGAUUAGAAACGCCAUAUCCUGAAUUAGAAACCGUUUCUUGUAAAUUUUCCAAAUUUCAAUAGUUGUGCUGUCAACUGUACAUUCUUUGUCAAAAAGGUUCCGUGCUACCAACUGUACCUUCUUCAUCAAUCAAACGUUGGGACUUUCUACCAUGAUCAACACUGAGAUAUAGGAACUGCUUUAUGACAAGGAACACAUGCUCAAGAUCAAAAUUGUUCGUGAUCAUUGCAGGCUGAAGGGACCAACUGAAGCUCAAAUCUUGAAGUAUUCUCGCUGCACACAAGUCAAACCUACAUUUGCAUUUCCUUGGCAUUGUGAUCUAUCAGAUAAUAUUUUCACUCCUUUAUUUUCCAAUAAAUUUUCUUCCUUGUUCAGUGGGUACUAUAAAUAUUUUGGUACAGAUCACAAAUAUGAAUUGUCAAAUGUUUGCAAGCUUAGAACGAAUAAUAUUGUCCCCAUUAAUUUCUUCCCUGGAAAAAAAAAAAAUUGGCUACCAAAAAAUUUUCAUUUGGAUCUUAUUGGAAUAUAUCAUUAUGAAAUUUUACUAAUUAUUAUGUUAGAUAAAAACUUACGAAACUUUCACAAUAAUUUAGCUUUCCAUAAAUAUUUGAUACACUAACAUUACCUUAAAAAUACCACAUGCACAGGCAUACGAGUCGACUAUUUUGUGUGUGUGUGUGUAUAAAGAGAGGAUAAGGGAUUUUGAUAGACCCAAUCUGGUCCACAUAUAUAAACAUAGUUGCAGCCACAUCAUUCCUUAUUCUAGAAGGUUCAAUAGUUUGUUAGAGGGUCAAAAGUGUAAUAAAUCAAGUAGUUACGGUUAAGGGAUUGCUUAUAAAUGUGAUGGAGAGGAGGAUUAGAGGGCAUCCAGAAAAGUUAGUGAGUUGUGAGGAGAGCCAGGCCUCUCGAAGAGCUUGGGAGUAUCUUGUAUUUCAUUCAGUGUCAUUUCCUCAAUUCUAGUGUCUUUCUUUUUCCAUUCAAUAAACAAUUUAAAUUCCAUUACAUAUAAUCUCUGUUAUCUUCUAGUUAUCUCCAGUUGAAGUAAUCUAUGUUAAUACAGAUUGGUUAACAGCUUUGUAGUGUAGUCAGUCAAGCAAUAGCAUCAGUAUUCAUUCCUAGGAAAUCUCAGCAAUCGCAGGGUCCUAUCAGAUUUGCUAUUCAUUUGUGCAUCCUCCUUUUCACACCUAUCGGGCUAUCUAGUGUUCAUUAACUGGUUUGUCCUUCAAAAAAAAUGUAGCCUUUGAGUUUUGGGUACUCAUUUCCUCUUUCUCUUAACCCUAAUUGCCGUUUUUCUCUUUCGAUUGUUGAUUGAAAUCCUAAACAAUCUAAGGUAACUGAGACAUAUACCUGUGAGUGUAAUUUUCACUACUUCAAUUUCUUCCUCUUCUUUAAAUUUCCUACGGUUUCUUUAAUUAUAUAUAGCUCAAUUUGGUUUUCUAUUUUAUUUUAUUUAUUUUUGAUCUUUUUAGAAAUCGAAUGCAAAAUACCUAAAGUUUGUUCUUGUUGUGUAUGUGGCUCAUGUAGAGUGGAACACAGGUUCUGGAUCAAAUGGGAUUGAUGCCGGCGCAGAGUGGAGUGACGAUGUAGUGUUGAAUAUGGGAUUUUUCCCCUUUUUCGUUUGAUCUUUUGGGAGAUCAAACCCAAAAUACCUAUUACGCAACGAGAGUGGAGAAGAUUGAGGCUGACCCAAGUAGAGAUCUGAUUGAUUUCCAGGAAGCUGUUUUUUAAUUGCAUUCUGGCUAGCUGUUGAAGCAAAAGAAAAAUUGCUUUGACAUCAUAAGCUGGAAAAUAUAUUUGACCAAUGGAAGUUAACUGUAAGCUAAGAAGGUUGCAUGCGUGUCAUAGCAUUUGAGGGGGUGUAUUUAGUUGGUUGUCAAUCCGACAUUGAA